AUGUCACGGAACGUUCCGAUCUCUGAUGCCGGCGUCGAAACAGACUGCCUGAUCGUCGGGGCUGGUCCAGCUGGGGCAUCUCUGGCCUGCUUCCUCGUGAAUUACGGGGUGAAAGUGAUGCUCAUAUCCGAGGCCCCAGGGACAACCGCCACGCCCCGAGCGCAUCUGCUGAACAUGGCGGGUCUUGAAUGCAUGCGUGAUCUUGACCUGGAGGACGAGUGUCUCCGGCUUGGAAACCGCGGAGACUGCCUCAAUUCCAUCCGUUGGUGCUAUUCCAUGAGUGGUGUUGAGUAUGGACGCAUUCACGCGUGGGGUGCUGGGCCGGCGAAAUCGGGAGAAGUCGCAGACUUGAGUCCCUGUGCGUCUUUGGAUCUCCCUCAGUCGUCGCUCGAGCCAAUUCUCAUCCGCUACGCGACUACCCACGGGGUGAUAUGUCUCUUCAACACCAGCUUUCAAGACCUCGAGCAAGACUCAGGGGGCUGCCUGACGAGUGUCAUCAACAAGGCGACCGGCCAGAAGUUCAAAAUCCGUUCACGAUAUCUCUUUGGCUGUGAUGGUGCCCGGAGCCCUGUGGCGGCCAAGAUUGACCUCUCCUACAAUGUCCAGCCUUCCGGAGGGGUGGCGUACAACAUCCUCUUCAAUGCUGAUUUGGCCGACAUCAUGCGACAUCAGACAGGCCACCUGCAUUGGAUCAUGCAGCCGGACACGGGCCUUGAACAUGGGAUUGCUCCGGUGUUGCGCAUGGUACGGCCGUGGGACAAGUGGAUGUUGGUGGUAUUUCCCAAACCGGGGGUAGACAUCAAGACUUUCGGGUCCGAUGCCAAAGCCACGGGCCAGGUGGAAGAUCUGAUGAGAGCGACGAUAGGCAAAGACGAGAUUCCAUUCGAGGUGCUCGAUAUCUCGAGCUGGAGAGUCAAUGAGACAGUUGCCGAGUGUUACUCCAAGGGGAACGUAUUCUGUCUCGGUGAUGCGGUCCACCGACACCCACCUGUUUUCGGCCUGGGCAGCAACACGUGUAUUCAGGAUGCCUACAACCUGGGAUGGAAAGUGGCGAUGGUCAUCAAAGGGCAGGCCUCCCCAGCGUUACUGGAGACCUAUAAUGUAGAGCGCCAGCCCGUCGGGCAAGACUUGGUGAAGUGGUCGAAUGAGCUUCUUCGCAAUCAUGCAACGGUAUGGCGUGCUAUCGGGAUGUUCGAGGAAGACAAGGAGAAACGGAUCAAAGCGAACAAAGAGCUCUCCGAGGCCUCGGAAGCAGGAAAGAGACGUCGCCAAGAACUUUUCGACGCCAUGGAACGACAUCGAGGCGAGGGCGAUAGCCUGGGCAUGAUGAUGAACCAGUGGUACAAGUCGAGCGCUGUGUACCUGGACGACGAGGGCCCUCUGGGACCCUUCACGGGCAAUUUCCUCACGCAGGUCCGAGUCAGCACAUAUCCUGGCUUCCGUCUGCCCCAUGCGUGGUUGAGCAGGGGGAAAGGUGUUCCAAGCAAGGAAAUAUCCACCGUCGACUUGGCUGGCAAGAAUGCAUUUUGCCUGUUCACGGGUCACGGCGGCGAGCCAUGGACGGAGGCUGCCAAGUCCGUGGGAAGUAAGCUUGGGAUCCCAAUCAAUGCCUUCGCCAUCGGCUUCGGGCUCGACUACGCCGACAAGUAUCGAGACUGGACGAAGAAGCGAGAGGUCGACGAAGACGGGUGCGUAUUCGUGAGACCAGACCGGUAUGUGGCAUGGCGGGCCAGACGGAUGAGCUCGACGUCGUGCGAGGAGAAGCUGGAGCAUGUUCUGAGGUCGAUUCUGUGUCUUUGA
Molecule: messenger RNA, 1800 nt
Organism: Cladophialophora yegresii CBS 114405
Lineage: Eukaryota; Fungi; Ascomycota; Eurotiomycetes; Chaetothyriales; Herpotrichiellaceae
Exons: 7
Coding region: 1-1800 (599 amino acids)
Molecular function (GO): FAD binding
Source: RefSeq, a predicted model, not a curated record